Cladocopium goreaui is the source of this 339-nucleotide messenger RNA. The record is from the annotation of a GenBank genome assembly. Lineage: Eukaryota; Dinophyceae; Suessiales; Symbiodiniaceae.
AUGAAAGCGAAGAGGAGGAAUCAUUGGAGAGUGACAGUGGGGGCUCAGAGGGUGCAAUACCUGAGUUGGAUCAUAGUUGGAAGCAGCUCGUCAGAAGGCGCCGUCGUGGAGGUGGAGGAGGCAGAGCUGAGCAAAGCACAGAAAAGGCGUGAGCGCCAACGUGCCAACCGCGCAGCUGCAGCCCAAAGAAAAGAUUUGCAGCGUGAGAAGAUUGCCAAGGAGCAGUUCCUACGUGAAACGGCUCAGGGAUUCACAGAGAGGCAGAUGCCGUUUGGAACCAACAGCAUCAAAUUGCAACGAACGAAAGAGCAAACCGACUCAAGCGAAAGACUUUGCUGA